Ustilaginoidea virens is the source of this 1446-nucleotide messenger RNA. RefSeq lists its product as uncharacterized. The coding region runs from base 1 to 1446 and encodes 481 amino acids. The transcript has 3 exons. Gene Ontology annotation, molecular function: glutamine synthetase activity. The record is from RefSeq and is a predicted model, not a curated record. NCBI's taxonomy places the organism in Eukaryota, Fungi, Ascomycota, Sordariomycetes, Hypocreales, Clavicipitaceae.
AUGGCAGACCAGGAGAUCAAAAACAUCACGCCGGAAUCCCUCCCCAAGCUUCUGGAGCACGACUCCUGCGUCAAGCUCGCCGGCAUCGACGUCGACGGCAUCCUCCGCGGCAAGCUCGUCUCCAAGUCCAAGUUCCUGUCCGUCGCCGAGUCCGGCUUCGGCUUCUGCUCCGUCAUCUUCGGCUGGGACAUGCACGACAAGACCUACCUCCGCGAGCUCAAGGUGUCCAAUGCCGAGAACGGGUACCGCGACAUGCUGGCCGUCCCGGACCUGACCACCUUCCGUCGCGUCCCCUGGGAGAACAACGUGCCCUUCUUCCUCGUCGACUUCUUUGACCCCAAUACCAAGGAGCCCAUUGCCGCUUGCUCGAGGGGUCUCUUGAGGAUGCAGCUGGAAAAGCUGCAGGCCAAGGGUUACGGCGCAAUGGCCGGCGCCGAGUACGAGUUCUACACCUUUCGCAACCCCCAGAGCGACUCGGCCUCGCCGGCAUCCUUCCUCCAGCAGAACCCGCCUCACCUGCUCCCCUCCCUGACAGAAGGCAUGUUCGGGUACAGCCUCAACCGCCCCGUCCACAACAAAGACUGGUACUACGACGUGUACAACACCUGCGCCAGGUUCCGCUGCGACAUUGAAGGAUGGCACACCGAGUCCGGCCCGGGCGUCUACGAAGCCGCCCUCGAGUUCGGCCCCGUGUCGCAAAUGGCCGACCGCGCCAGCCUCUUCAAGUACGUCGUCAAGUCCGUCGGCAUCGGCCACGGCAUCACGCCCUGCUUCAUGGCCAAGCCGCGCCAGGGCCUGCCCGGCAACAGCGGCCACAUGCACAUCUCCCUCGUCGACGCGCGCGGCAAGAACCUCUUUGCCCGGGACGCCCCGGACCCGCACGCCCCGUGGCCCGACGUCGCCGCCCUCUCCGACCUGGGCCGCCACUUCCUCGCCGGCCUGCUCGCCGGCCUCCCCGACGUCAUGCCCAUGCUCGCCCCCACCGUCAACUCGUACAAGCGCCUCGUCGAGAACUUCUGGGCCCCCGUCACCGUGUCGUGGGGGCUGGAGCACCGCGCCGCCUCCAUCCGCCUCAUCUCCGCGCCCACGUCCAAGCCGUCCGCCACGAGGUUCGAGGUCCGCACCCCCGGCGCCGACUCGAACCCCCACCUCGUCCUCGCCGCCGUCCUCGGCUGCGGCUGGCGCGGCGUCGACAAGAAGCUCGAGAUUGCCUGUCCGCCCCUGGCCAUGGGCCGCGACACCGGUGGCCCCAACGACAUGGGCGAGCGGCUGGCCAAGAGCUUGAAGGAGGCUACUGCGCGCUUCAUGCGCAAGGAGAGCGUUGCCCGCGAGAUUUUCGGCGACGAUUUUGUCGAUCAUUUCGGCGGCACCAGGGAGAAUGAGGUGCGGUUGUUUGACGAGGCUGUUACGGAUUGGGAAAUGAAGCGCUAUAUAGAAACGGUAUAA